Molecule: messenger RNA, 998 nt
Organism: Drosophila mauritiana
Lineage: Eukaryota; Metazoa; Arthropoda; Insecta; Diptera; Drosophilidae
Exons: 4
Coding region: 51-581 (176 amino acids)
Source: RefSeq, a predicted model, not a curated record
UUUAUAAAUAAAUUUUGAAGUGUCGGAAUCACAUAAAGAACUGUUUAGCAAUGCCAAAUUUAAAGAACGUUAAAAAUCGAUCCAAAUUUUAUGAUCAACAGGAUAAAAAGAGAACCCACAGGCGGCGCAAGAAGGUUGCUGCCCGAUUGGAUGCAAAACCAAUCCAGGACGAGCCCGUAACGUCGAGUGGGGAAGGACUAUAUCCUCAGAUGAGCCGUAUGGAUAAAAAGAGAACCCACAGGCGGCGCAAGAAGGUUGCUGCCCGAUUGGAUGCAAAACCAAUCCAGGACGAGCCCGUAACGUCGAGUGGGGAAGGACUAUAUCCUCAGAUGAGCCGUAUGGAUAAAAAGAGAACCCACAGGCGGCGCAAGAAGGUUGCUGCCCGAUUGGAUGCAAAACCAAUCCAGGACGAGCCCGUAACGUCGAGUGGGGAAGGACUAUAUCCUCAGAUGAGCCGUAUGAUGACACAUCCGAACGAGCCAAGCAACCAGCAUCCGCCGAGGAUGGAUUCGCGGCAGAUCCCUCCGUGGCAGGCCAGCCCGGCAGCCUAUUUAGGAUAUCAUUUCCGAUUCGGGAGAUAGAUAUAGGGUCCGCUUUGUGUUAAUAGAAGUGGGACAGCUGAAAUCAAAGUUUGCGCCGGUCGAUAUUCGCCGGAUCGGCUCUCUGGCGGAAACACUUUGGACCUCCUAUUACCGCCCACCUCGUUUUUCUAUUGCAGCCCGCACCAUGACGACACUAAGUGGCAUUCAAGUUGCAUCCAAUCCGUACCGUACCCCGUCCUCUGUCUUUCUGAUGUCCGCUUGCCUGGCUUGUGGUUUGAGUUUAAAGUUUAAGUGGCGCAAAAUCAGCGCUCAUGCAGUGGAAGAAACUGUGCAAGUUUUCAGCUAACGAAUAUAAAGUACCAAAUUAUAACUUGUGAUGUAUUUUCUAGAAAUAUUUUGUACUACUAAUUUUUAAGUAUAUAAAAUCCACAAACAAAUCUUGUAAUAAAUGUAAAA